Molecule: messenger RNA, 2458 nt
Organism: Chanos chanos (milkfish)
Lineage: Eukaryota; Metazoa; Chordata; Actinopteri; Gonorynchiformes; Chanidae
Gene: dennd6a
Product: DENN/MADD domain containing 6A
Exons: 20
Coding region: 41-1864 (607 amino acids)
Cellular component (GO): recycling endosome
Molecular function (GO): guanyl-nucleotide exchange factor activity
Source: RefSeq, a predicted model, not a curated record
AAGACACGAAUAAUCUGUCGUUUUAGGGUCUCAUAUUAAAAUGGCCUUGCAAGGGACGGAGGAAAUAGAGGAGCAAAUUGAAGAGCCUGAGGACAUACAGGAUCAAGAUGCCAGAAUCUCUCCAGCGGAGGAAAUGCCUGGCGAUGGGCCUGGAGAGGAAGAGUCGGAUCCGCUACUCCUACCCUGGGAUCGAUUCUCUGCCUGGCUCCAUUGUAUUUGUGUUGUUGGCUUUGAUUUGGAACUGGGUCAAGCUGUGGAGGUUAUAUACCCACACCAUUCAAAACUUACAGAAAAAGAGAAAACAAGUAUUUGCUACCUGUCAUUCCCAGACUCCAAUUCAGGUUGUCUGGGGGACACUCAGUUCUGCUUCCGUUUCCGUCAGGCCUCGGUCAGGAAGUCGUCGUUGGGAUGUUUCCUGGACCAUUUUGACAGGGAUGCGCCCGUGUGCCUCAAGCGAGACCAGGGCCAUUUCUAUGGAUAUGUGUACUUCAGACAAGUCCGUGACAAGUCUCUUAAGAGAGGCUACUUCCAGAAGUCCCUGGUCCUCAUCAGUAAGCUGCCUUACGUCACCUUCUUCCACUCUCUGCUCAAGCUCAUUGCCCCUGAGUACUUUGAGAAACAGGAGCCUUGCCUAGAAGCUGCUUGCAAUGACAUUGACCGUUGGCCAACACCAUGUCCGGGGAAAAUACUGACGCUUCCGAUCAUGGGUGUCGUGAUGAAGGUUCGUAUCCCUACAUGCUAUGACAAGCCGGGAACAUCACAGCUUGUGCAGUCCACGCCGGUAAGAGGAAUGCUCCUGCUCGACACCCUUGUUUCGAUUGUACUCCCAACAAUCCAUGAAGUGGACCUCUUCAGAUGUUUCUAUCCAGUCUUCUUCCACAUUCAGAUGUUAUGGGAGCUUGUGUUGCUUGGUGAAGCUCUGGUUGUCAUGGCACCCUCCCCAGCAGAGUCCUCUGACACAGUGUUGGCAUUAGUCAGCUGCAUCUCCCCACUGCGCUACUGCAGUGAUUUUCGACCUUACUUCACCAUCCACGACAGUGAGUUUAAGGAGUACACCACACGAACGCAGGCUCCGCCCUCUGUGAUUUUGGGAGUGACGAACCCCUUCUUUGCCAAAACUCUCCAGCACUGGCCUCACAUUAUCCGCAUUGGGGAUAUGAAACAAGCAGGGGAGGUGGCCAAACAGAUGAAGGUGAAAAAACUGAAGAAUCUUAAGACCCUGGACUCUAAACCAGGUGUAUAUAGUGCAUACAAGCCUUUCUUAAACCGGGAUGAUGACAUCAUUAAGCAGCUUCAAAAGGGUGUUCAGCAGAAACGUCCUUCGGCGGCCCAGAAUGCCAUUUUGCGGCGGUAUUUCUUGGAGCUGACUCAGAGUUUCAUCAUUCCACUAGAGCGUUAUGUGGCCAGUCUUAUGCCUCUCCAAAAGAGUAUCUCUCCCUGGAAGAGUCCUCCCCAGCUGCGUCCUUUCAGUCAGGAGGAGUUUAUGAAGACUCUGGAGAAGGCCGGCCCUCAGCUCACCUCACGGCUGAAGGGAGACUGGAUCGGACUUUACAGACAGUUCCUCAAGUCGCCCAAUUUUGACGGCUGGUUCAGGAACCGCAGAAGGGAAAUGAUGCAGAAGCUGGAGGCCUUGCACCUUGAGGCUCUUUGCGAGGAGGAUCUUAAACUACAUAUCCAGAAACACACAGAAGUGGAGACAGUGGACCUUGUACUAAAGCUAAAGGACAAACUGUCACAGGCUGAGAGAGAGCAGCUGCCUGUAAGAACAGGGACCCUUGCUAAGCUACAGGCCCACAUCGAAGCCAUCAUCCUCUCCCUUCCAGAGGACCUGCAAGGCAUCCUCCACAAACCUUCCUCUCCCUGACUCCGCAGGGCUGCCGUUUCCCCUCCAGAGGGAAAACUUUCGCAUUAACAGGGUUGUGAGGGGCUAAGCCCUCAGACUGCUCCAUUCCUGCAAUGGAUCGUGGACCUUUUAACCAGACUUAUUUUUAAGUGCACUUGUUCCUUUACAGACCUGUGUGCCGUGAAAGUGCAAUGCUGGCGUUGCCGGGAACCAAUGAUGUGGAAAACGGUCCAGUGAAGUUCGCUACACUGUCUCGAAGCAGCAUCGGUCACGUAGAGUUAACAUGAACAAAAAUGUCAGCAAACCAGCAAUGUUAAACCCCAAAUAAGUCAUAGGAAGCAGAAGGGUAGAUAUGGAUCUGAAUUUGUUAAAUUCACAGUUUUAAAAUGUUAGAAUGUAGUCCGUGCUGGAAGUCACUGGAGGUAACCAUGUAAAAAAAAAAAUAGCUGUAACCAACAGUUAGAUGCAGCCGUACGAAGGGAAGUGAGUGGAAGUCACUGUGUAAAAGCUACUGACCAUCUGUGUAAUAUUCUGACAAAUACAUUUUUUGAAGCUGUCCACACUAUUGGCAUGCAUAAAACCUGACCCUUCACUGAAAAGAAAAAAAAACACUAA